AUGACCACUACCUUUAGCACAAAUCCUGUACCUCAGACACCCAAGAGGUACAAGUGUGAAAUCUGCCAGAAGAGAUUCACUCGUCCAAGUUCAUUGACAACACACUCUUACACUCACACUGGGGAGAAACCUUUUAAAUGCCAGGUCGAAGGUUGUGGUCGUCCCUUUUCGGUCAUGAGCAACCUGCGUCGUCAUCAGAGG
Messenger RNA from Acaulospora colombiana, 201 nucleotides. The record is from the annotation of a GenBank genome assembly. NCBI's taxonomy places the organism in Eukaryota, Fungi, Glomeromycota, Glomeromycetes, Diversisporales, Acaulosporaceae.